UUUCAGCUUCUGCUUUCUCCACUCAGUCAAACAGAGCAGCAGUGUGUUCCCAUUUCUUUCACCCUACUCUCGCCUCACCAAGGAUCCUCACCCGUCCUCGGAGCCUGACAGCAGCAGCAGCAGCGGCAGCAGACAUGGAGCUCCACCACAAAGAGUUCACCGGUGCAGGCAAGGCCAGCGGCCUGCAGAUCUGGAGGAUCGAGAACCUGGAGCUGGUCCCCGUGUCUGAGGGCUUACAUGGGAGCUUUUACGCCGGCGAUGCUUACGUGAUUCUCAGCACCGUCAAACAGAGGGACAGCUGUUUCUACCACCUGCACUACUGGCUGGGAAAGGAGUGCAGUCAGGAUGAGAGCGCCGCGGCAGCCAUUUUCACGGUGCAGCUGGACGACUACCUCGGUGGAAAGCCGGUCCAGUACAGGGAGCUGCAGGGGGUCGAGUCAACAGCCUUCACCAGCUACUUCAAGGGAGGGAUCACUUACAAAACGGGAGGCGUGGCCUCGGGUUUCCACCACGUGGUCACCAACGACCUGUCGGCACAGAGACUCCUCCACAUCAAGGGCCGGCGCGUGGUCAGGGCCACCCAGGUCCCCCUCAGCUGGGCCAGCUUCAACCGGGGAGACUGCUUCAUCGUCGACCUCGGAAAUAUAAUCUAUCAGUGGUGUGGAUCCAAGUGUAACCAUUUUGAACGACUGAAGGCAGCACAAGUGGCCCGAGGAAUCCGUGACAACGAGAGAAAUGGCCGCGCAGAGCUGGUGGUGGUGGAAGAGGGAAGUGAACCGUCCACGUUGACUGAUGUCCUUGGAGUCAGGCCCGACCUGACCGAGGGAGAUGAUGAAGAUGAUACAAAGGCAGACAUGUCCAACAGGAAAAUGGCUAAACUUUACAUGGUAUCUGAUGCAUCGGGAUCCAUGAGAGUGACAGUUGUGAGGGAAGAAAACCCAUUUAACCAGAGUGACCUGCUGUCAGACGAAUGCUUCAUCCUGGAUCACGGCAAAAACAAGAUGAUAUUCGUAUGGAAAGGGCACAACGCCAACCCCAGUGAAAGAAAGGAGGCCAUGAAGACAGCUGAGGGCUUCAUCAAACAGAUGGGCUAUCCAGCAAACACACAGAUCCAGGUGCUGCCAGAGGGAGGAGAGACCCCCAUGUUCAAGCAGUUCUUCCUGGGCUGGAAAGACCGAGAUCAGAGCGAGGGCCUGGGGAAGGUGUUUGUCACGGAGCGGAUCGCCAGGAUCGAGCAGGUGGAGUUCGAUGCCUCCAAGCUCCACGAGUCCCACCACAUGGCGGCCCAGUACAACAUGGUGGAUGACGGGAGUGGGGACACACAGAUCUGGAGAGUGGAGAGCAGUGGCAGAGUCCCGGUCGACACAAAGAGCUACGGUCAGUUCUACGGUGGAGACUGUUACAUCAUCCUCUACACUUACGGGAAGAGGCAGAUCGUCUACACCUGGCAAGGAGCCAGCUGCUCUUUGGACGAGCUAACAGCCUCUGCGUUUCUGACUGUGGAACUGGAUCGUUCACUCGGAGGGAAUGCAGUUCAGGUCAGAGUGUGCCAGGGUAAAGAACCCCCCCAUCUGCUGAGUCUCUUCAAAGCCAAACCCCUCAUCGUAUAUAAGAGUGGUACGUCCCGCCUCGGAGGCCAGGCCCCUCCACCUCUGACCCGACUCUUUCAGGUUCGAAGGAACCUGGCCACCAUCACCAGGAUCGCUGAGGUUGACGCCGAGGCGACCAGUCUGAAUUCGAACGACGCCUUCCUCCUGAAGAUGGCCGAUGGGCGGGGCUAUCUCUGGAAGGGCAAAGGGGCCAGCGAGGAAGAGGUUAAAGGAGCUGAGUACAUAAGCAAAGAGCUCAAGUGCAGCAGCAACAGCAUCGUGGAAGGAAGUGAACCAGCUGGAUUCUGGGCUGCGUUGGGCGGUGAGACAGAGUACCAGACCUCGGAGCGACUGGAGAGUCGUACCAUGACUCACCCUCCACGUCUGUUUGGAUGCUCCAACAAGACCGGCAGGUUCACAGUCGAGGAGGUCCCAGGAGAGUUCACGCAGGAUGACCUGGCUGAAGACGACGUGAUGCUGCUGGACGUAUGGGAUCAGGUGUUCGUCUGGAUUGGGAAGGACGCCAACGAGGUGGAGAGGACUGAAUCUGUCAAAUCUGCCAAACAGUACAUUGAGACUGACCCUAGUGGCCGCGACAAGCUCACUCCCGUGGUGGUGGCGAAACAAGGCCACGAGCCCCCCACCUUCACAGGCUGGUUCCUGGCCUGGGACGCCUCUCACUGGGACUCUGUUGCCAGGAGUAUGAAGUCUAUGACCCUUUAAUGCUGAUUAAUACUGAUCGACCCAAGUGAAAUGUCAUCCUUCAUAUAGGCAGUGUGUGAAAAGGAAUGAAUGCAAUGUCUUCGAAGAAUUUAAUUCAUCCAUGAUUUUUAUAAAUUGAAAAUAGUAAUAAAGAACAAUUGUUGCUGUCA
Messenger RNA from Scophthalmus maximus (turbot), 2461 nucleotides. RefSeq names its product scinderin (gene scin). The record is from RefSeq and is a predicted model, not a curated record. The transcript has 16 exons. Gene Ontology annotation, molecular function: phosphatidylinositol-4,5-bisphosphate binding; actin filament binding. Bases 135 to 2312 code for a protein of 725 amino acids. Lineage: Eukaryota; Metazoa; Chordata; Actinopteri; Pleuronectiformes; Scophthalmidae. Gene Ontology annotation, biological process: actin polymerization or depolymerization; actin filament severing; barbed-end actin filament capping. Gene Ontology annotation, cellular component: cytoplasm; actin cytoskeleton.